GCCUGUGGAUGGAGAGCUGUGGAGAAGAUCCUCACGGUGGAAGUGCUGAUUCAGAUGGCUCAGGUGCAGGUCCCUCUGGUGUUGUCGACAGGGUUUCCCUGGAGACGCUGGCCUGUGCGGUCUCUCCUAGCUUUACUUUGCCGGCGCCAGAGGCUGCUUUCUCUGUGAUCCCAGCACCUUUGUGAUCUCGGCUCCGGCCUCUGUGAUCUCGGUUGCCGAGCAGCGACAGGACGCGGGCUCCUGGGCUUUGGGACUUCUCCACCCACCGCCUGGGCUCUGGGUCUCGGAACCACAGUCAUGGCCCCCUCGGUUAGCCUGGCCCGGCCCGGGGUAUCGAUGGCUCAGACAGUGAUUCCGUUCGUGAAGGGCCCCGAGGACCGGCAUUUCUUCACCAGUUUCCAGGAGCAGGAUAACGCGGCGUUCGCCCGCUGGAACCCGGACGCGGCGGCUCCCGAUGACCUCUACCCGCUCGCCCCGCACCGACGUGAGGUGCAGCUGCUGGAUUCCAGCUCCGGCUACAAGAGCCCCGGGGCCACCGCCGACAGCGGCACCAGGAGGAUCCCCAACCUGGCAUUUUACAGGCAGCCGGCUGGGGAAUGCCGAGCUCACACCGCCAUCCCGAUCGCCGUGCAGGAAACAGGAGAGAGCCGCCUCUGGAACUCCAAAUCCGUCUCGUCGGCUGCCAUCCGAGCCAGGGUGGGAGGUUGGACAAGUCCAGUUCGAGUGACACCAGCACCACACUCAGUUCCCGGUUCUCUCAAAACUCAUAAUUUUAACUUCAAUGUGGAUUCUCCGGGUCAGACUUCAAAUGAUGCAGCAUCUGAAAGUGCAAGAGAUGCAACAGCAAGAAAAUAUAUGUACUCAACCAGCACCCAGAGGAGUUAUGAGGAUGUCAAUUGGGACUGUAAGUUGGGGCCCAAAAUCAAACCAGAAGAUGCGACACAGGACAAAAUAGCUGACCCCCUAUCACGACAUGCUACAUUGAAACGAUAUGAUCCAAGCCCUCAUAUGUGGCAGGCUGUGGGUGGACAUGCACACUGGAACAAAAGUCAGUCUCGACCCUUCACUGCUGCAGCUAAACCAAUCAACUUUACAAGCCUUUUCCCCAAAAUUCAUCAAAUUCCACUGUACAGUGGUUCUGUUGGUGGUUAUAAUCUGGAGGAUAGAGAUAACCCUUAUGCCGACUUUACCCCCUUCACUGUACCUCGAACUGAAAAGCCACGCCAUACAGAUACAUCCUAUUGCCCAAAUAUACCUGGUUAUACAGGUAAAAGACAAUGGAAUGUCACAGAAGCUAAUAAAUCCAACUUCUCAAGAUUGUUCCAUCCACCAGAACGCCAUGGAAUUCCGCGUGGCACUGAAAAACCGUUAAAAUAUAGGCACGAGUCGCCCUUUUCGAAGAUGGUGACAAAAGUCUCACCCUUCAACCCCUUUAACUCGAAAACAUCCAAAGCACUUCGUUUAUAAAUAAAUAAAUAUAUAAUUAUAUUUGCAUGUGA
Molecule: messenger RNA, 1499 nt
Organism: Rhincodon typus (whale shark)
Lineage: Eukaryota; Metazoa; Chordata; Chondrichthyes; Orectolobiformes; Rhincodontidae
Gene: spata48
Product: spermatogenesis associated 48
Exons: 9
Coding region: 298-1467 (389 amino acids)
Source: RefSeq, a predicted model, not a curated record